This is a messenger RNA of Stegodyphus dumicola, 1321 nucleotides long. It is a transcript of the gene nac, whose product is annotated as GDP-fucose transporter nac. The record is from RefSeq and is a predicted model, not a curated record. NCBI's taxonomy places the organism in Eukaryota, Metazoa, Arthropoda, Arachnida, Araneae, Eresidae.
CCGCUGGUACGGAUAGAGCAAUGCAAACACCACACCACUACCUUAUGAGAAGUUGACAUUUGAAACCUGUUAGUGAAAGUUGUGAUAGAGAGAUGUCUACAUGAAGUAAAUAUGUAAAUGCCGGUUGAACCUAAAAUUUUCGGUUUAUUACUGUUCUGUUAAGGUAUCAUUUUGUGACCUUAUGAAUAUUCUGAAUGCUAAAAAAUGGGAACGAUGCAAGAAUCCUUAUUUGCAAAGUACAUGCGCAUUGUAGCUGUUGUUUCCAGCUACUGGUUUGUCUCGAUAUCAUUAGUAUUCAUUAAUAAGCACCUUUUGAGUAGUGAUAGUUUUAAGAUUGAUGCUCCAUUGUUCAUUACUUGUUUCCAGUGUGCAGUGACUGUGUUUUUAUGUUUAAUUUUAAGGGUUCUGACAUCAGUUCUGCCAUCUAUAUUCACAUUCCCUGACAUCCAUCUUAAUACUAAUAUACUACGAUCUGUUCUUCCUUUAUCCAUAAUUUUUGUUGCCAUGAUAACUUUCAACAAUUUGUGCCUUAAAUUUGUGGGUGUCCCAUUUUAUUAUAUUGGAAGAUCACUAACCACUGUGUUUAAUGUUAUACUCACAUUCACUGUCUUGCAUUUAAGAGUGUCACUUAAAGCUCUUGCCUGUUGCAUUGUUAUUAUUUUUGGUUUUAUACUUGGUGUUAAUGAAGAAGGUGUUUCAGGUUCCUUAUCUGUUAAAGGUGUAAUUUACGGUGUUCUAGCAAGUUUUUUUGUUUCACUAUAUUCCAUUUAUAUGAAGAAAAUUCUUCCAGUUGUAGAAGGAAGUAUAUGGAGAUUGACUUAUUACAACAACAUUAAUGCAAUUGCAUUAUUUCUACCUUUGAUGUUACUAUUUGGUGAGGUGAAGACUGUAUUUGAUUUUAAGCUACUUGGUGAUAUCAAUUUUUGGACAUUAAUGAUUAUUGGAGGAACGUUUGGUUUUGCGAUUGGAUACGUAACUGGUCUUCAAAUUAAAGUGACGUCACCUCUUACUCAUAAUAUCAGUGGAACAGCUAAAGCAUGUGCUCAAACUGUUGCUGCUGUUGCAUGGUUUCAGGAAGAGAAAUCUAUGUUAUGGUGGAUAAGCAAUACUGUUGUAUUAUUAGGUUCUGCUGCAUAUACAAGAGUUCGGCAAUUAGAAAUGAUAGCAGAGUAUCACAGGAUAAAAUCUCUGAAAGAUUUAGAUAAGAAUAUUAGUGAAAAAUCCCCAGUUUAAUAAUAAAUGAAAAUUAGUAUUUAUACAUUUUUGCAAGCAUGUAUUUAUAAAAAAAAAAUUGAAAAAUUACAAAUAACACCUUGUGAAA